Orbicella faveolata is the source of this 2054-nucleotide messenger RNA. Its product is annotated as NEDD8-activating enzyme E1 regulatory subunit-like. Gene Ontology annotation, cellular component: cytoplasm. Gene Ontology annotation, biological process: protein neddylation. The record is from RefSeq and is a predicted model, not a curated record. Gene Ontology annotation, molecular function: NEDD8 activating enzyme activity. Lineage: Eukaryota; Metazoa; Cnidaria; Anthozoa; Scleractinia; Merulinidae.
AUGGAUUUGUUUGACAUCAAGCUAAGGUUAUGGGGAGAUCAUGGGCAAGAAGCUUUAGAAGGAGCUAAGAUUUGCUUGAUAAAUGCAUCAGCCACUGGGACUGAAAUUUUAAAAAACCUUAUUCUUCCAGGUAUAGGAUCAUUCACUAUUGUGGAUGGUCAGAAAGUUACUGGGGAAGAUGUUGGUAAUAACUUCUUUUUGAACAAAGACAGUAUUGGAAAGUCUCGUGCUGAAUGUACCACUGAGUUUCUUCUUGAAUUAAAUUCAGAUGUUUCAGGAGAUUUCAUAGAGGAGACAACGGAAUGCCUAUUAAGAGAAAACAGUGAAUUCUUCAAGUCAUUUACUGUUGUCAUAGCUACACAACUGCCUGAAGAAACUUUGUUAAAACUUGGUUCAUUGCUAUGGUCAAGCAACAUUCCUUUAUUAGUAUGCCGCUCAUAUGGCUUCAUUGGUUGCAUGAGAAUUGUGCUACAAGAGCACUGUGUUGUUGAAUCACACCCUGAUAAUGCACAUCCUGAUCUCAGAUUAGACAGACCAUUCCCUGGCCUUGUGGAAUAUGUUGAUGCCUUAGAUCUUCAUACCAUGACAAAACAGGAACAUGGACACACACCUUAUGUGGUAUUGUUGUUAAAGUAUUUAAACAAAUGGAAAGAAGAGCAUAAUGGUAGACCACCACAAAAUUACAAAGAAAAAGACUUGCUUAAACAAAUGCUAAGAGGAGGAAUUUUAGUCAACAAAGAUGGUGUGCCUGAAGAGGAGGAGAACUUUGAUGAGGCCAUUAAAGCGGUGAACUCAGCUCUUGUUCCUACUAAGAUACCUAGUGACAUUUCUCAAAUUUUUUCUGAUGAUGCGUGUAGUAAUAUUAUUGAAUCUAGUAGUUCCUUCUGGAUUUUAGCAAAGGCAAUGAAAGAAUUUGUAGAAACUGAAGGGGAAGGAGCCCUUCCUUUAAGAGGAUCAAUUCCAGAUAUGACAGCAGAUUCAAAAAGAUACAUUGAGCUUCAAAAUCUAUAUCAAGACCAAGCAAGAAAAGACAUUGCUGCAGUAACUCAAAGAGUGCAUAGAAUACUACUUGAUUUGGGAAAGUCAACAGACACCAUUCCAGAUUCUGAAAUUAGGCUUUUCUGUAAAAAUGCGUCCUUUUUGAGGUUAGUCCGAGGUCGGUCAUUGGCGGAGGAAUGCGAGCCUUCAGUUGCCAAGGCAAAUGAAUUAGGUGGUUUUCUUGAUGAUCCAGACAGCAAUGUUGUAUUCUAUAUCUUGUUAAAAGCAGUGGAUAGAUUUUAUACGCAAUAUCACCGAUAUCCAGGAUAUUUCGAUGAACAAGUAGAGGCUGAUGUUGUUAAGUUAAAGAGUUGCCUAAGCUCUUUGCUUCAGGAGUGGUCAGUGAGCGCGGAUGUGAAGGAGGAGUACGUUCAUGAAAUGUGCCGAUAUGGAGCCAGUGAAUUGCAUUCUGUUGCCGCUUUUAUUGGAGGCGCAGCAGCCCAGGAAAUCGUGAAGCUUGUAACACAUCAGUUUGUACCGUUUAAUAACACGUAUAUCUACAAUGGGAUCACAGGCUCCUCUACCACUUUACAGCUUUGAAUUCUUUUCUUCGACCGACAAACCUCUUCCUACAGUGUAGGUCAGAACAGAAAAACACAAGCCGCAGUGGAAUAUUCCUGCGUCCUCGAGAGAUAUGCGGAAACUUUGAUUAUAGAUUUGGUUGUUUGCAGUUCAGCAGCAAACAAGGAGUUUUUUUUUUAAGACACCAGCGGCUUGUCUCGGAUCUUUGUAAAUAGUUAGGAUCUUGGAAAAUUCCUGUAAUAAAAUGUUUUAUUGUAUUUUCAAAGCAGUCACUAAAGCCCGUCCACACCAGGGACCACACUAUACCCUGCGUCCACACUAUGCCGGAGAAAUUUGAAAACGGCUUAAACACAUCAAAUGACGACACUAAAUGUAAUUUUCUAUUUUUUUGUUAGAUGACCUACCAGAUUAAAAAUUAUGAAAAAAAUGCAAUAUUUAAAAUAAAGCUUAAAAAAGUUAUUCUUAAAAYACAACAUGCUGAAUUAYGCCAAAUA